Rotaria socialis is the source of this 1095-nucleotide messenger RNA. The record is from the annotation of a GenBank genome assembly. Lineage: Eukaryota; Metazoa; Rotifera; Eurotatoria; Philodinida; Philodinidae.
AUGUAUUUUACAAUGAAACAAGAAAUCGAUGUUGCAGUUGAUCUACUUUGCGCCUAUAUUCAACGGUACGGCACAGCCAAGGAAGAAUCUAUCGAACUAUUUCGUUUACAACUUGGAAAAGCUUUACUUGACCAUUAUCGAGGACAUUGGUAUCCUGAUAAACCAACUAAAGGACAAGCUUAUCGUUCGCUUGAAUUCAAUAAAGAAAAUGACUUUUGUGAUACUAUUGUCGGUCAAGUGUGUGGCUAUUUAAAUUUCACACCAAGUUUACUUGGCAUUCGACAUGAAUUAACCUUAUGGAUUGAUCCCUAUGAAGUUUCGAUAAGAUUGGGAAAUCAUGUAUGUCCAAAAGAUAAUCAACAAAUAAUUGUUGCUCGAUUUGACAAAGAUGGAAAUGAAAUUAUGCAUAAUGAUCUUGAUGGAUUACUUUCUCAAAGUCGAAUUCCUAUGGUAAACCCGUCGCGUACAUCGCCAACAAAUUCGUCACCAUGUGAUUCAGUUAGUAAUUCGGGUUCAUCAACGCCACAACGUACAUCAUCACCGUUUUCAGUUGCACAACAAUCAAUGUUUCGCAAUGAUCCAUUGUUUACACCACCGAGAGCUUUAUCACCACAAGCUCCAGCGUUUCAAAUGUUCUCAUCGGCUCCAAUUAGUGUUCCAUUUAGAGGACAUCCAUUAGAAAAUAGUAUUAAUAUUGAUGAUCGCUUACUCAUGGAAGGAAAUCAUAGUCAACCUGAACGUUCCGAUACACCACAUUCAAUGAAUAGUACAACAUCAAAUGAAUCAUCUGAUAGUGGUUAUUGUGGUUAUGUUGAAAGUUAUCCAUAUUAUUACAAACUCAAUCGUUUAUAUAAAGCUUUAGCUAUACAAAAAUGUGGUCCAAAUCCAUCAGCGGUGCGUAAAACUCAACAUACUCGCCGUGUGCCACGUCAUAUCUAUCAACAGCAACAAACAAUUAUCAUGCCAACAAAUUUUUCAACAUCUCCAACGACGCCAACUCCAAUGAAUAUUGACCAAUUAGCUCCUUUCUAUGAGGAACCACCGUUCUAUCCUAUUUCAACGGGUGCUAUUGGUAGUCGAAAAUCUAAGUAUUAG